Columba livia (rock pigeon) is the source of this 4223-nucleotide messenger RNA. It is a transcript of the gene NT5M, whose product is annotated as 5',3'-nucleotidase, mitochondrial. The coding region runs from base 363 to 1061 and encodes 232 amino acids. Lineage: Eukaryota; Metazoa; Chordata; Aves; Columbiformes; Columbidae. Gene Ontology annotation, molecular function: 5'-nucleotidase activity. Gene Ontology annotation, cellular component: mitochondrion. The record is from RefSeq and is a predicted model, not a curated record. The transcript has 5 exons. Gene Ontology annotation, biological process: pyrimidine deoxyribonucleotide catabolic process.
GCUCGGUCAGGCACCGGGAAGAGGAACUGGGCUUUGCGCUGCCGGGUCGGGGCGAUCGCACGGCUGUGCCCCGGCCGGCCCCGGUUUCCCCUCCCGCUGCCGCCGCUUGCUCCGCGUUCGCUGCAAGGGAGGGAUGGGGCGGGGAGCGGGACGAGGCGCUGUGGGCGAGGACGGGCUCUUGCAUCCUCACCGCACCCCCCCUGCAGCCCCUCUGCCCCCCAUUGCAUCCCCAUUGCAUCCCCCCGCUUCUUCCAUCCGCUGCAGAGGAACGUGCUUGCCAGGGCCGCCUGCUUGAAAUAAAGCCCCCCCCACCUCGGGGAGCCCCCCCAAUCCUCUUCGGCGAGCCCCCCUUUUCCCCAACCAUGAUUUUGCUGAGCAGCUUCUUGCACUUGCGGCCUCGGCGCUGCGGCCCCUUGGCAGGGCUGGGCAGGGGGCUGGUCCCCGCAGCGGGGUCCCGCAGGGCUCUGCGGGUGCUGGUGGACAUGGACGGGGUGCUGGCUGACUUCGAGGGAGGCUUCCUCAAGAAGUUCAGGGCCAGGUACCCCGACAAGCCCUACAUUGCCCUGGAGGACCGGAGGGGCUUCUGGGUGUCGGAGCAAUAUGGGCGCCUGGGACCUGAGCUGAGUGAGAAAGCCAUCAGCAUCUGGGAAUCCAAGAACUUCUUCAUUGAGCUGGACCCAAUCCCCGGGGCUGUGGAAGCUGUGAAGCAAAUGGCAAAUUUGGCAGACACCGACGUGUUCAUCUGCACAAGCCCGAUCAAGAAGUACCGCUACUGCCCUUACGAGAAGUACGCCUGGGUGGAGAAGCACUUCGGUCCCGAGUUUCUUGAGCAGAUAGUUUUGACGCGAGAUAAGACGGUGGUUUCUGCUGACCUGCUCAUAGACGACAGACCUGAUAUAACAGGGGCUGAGCAGAACCCCAGCUGGGAGCACGUGCUCUUCACGGCCUGCCACAACAAGCACCUGCAGCUGCAGCCCCCCCACCGCAGGCUGCAGUCCUGGGCCGAUGACUGGAAGGCCAUUCUGGACAGCAAACGUCUCCCACCUGGCCAGGCCACCUAAACACCAGCCUCCCACAGCCGCCCGGGGCUGCGGCCACCCGCUCUCGUCCCUGCGGAGUCCUGCUGAAGGCUGAAACCAUGGACGGACAGACCGACGGACGCUGUGUCCUCAGCGUGUCACUGCACCUGUCCGGUGUGCGACGUGGCACGGACCUGCUCUCCAUCCUCCUCUCUUUGUUAUGGUUGGGCAUCGCACAGGGUGACUCAGUGCAUCCUCACAGGGUGUGGUACCAAGGGGCUGCCUUGGGGGACGUUCACCUCCCGGUGCGUGCCCAGGUCUGAGGAGAGGCGCGGCUGGAAGGGCAGAGGACGCCAGCAGACGCUGCCCAGGCUCCCUGCACCAGCUCGCGCCAUUCCUUGCAGCUGAAACAACGGGACGGCUACACGCUUCCCUGCAGGAAGAGUCCCUGCAGCGGGACACGGGGACAGCAGCACUCCUCCCGUGGAUCUGGCCAUAGGGAGGGAGCCCUGAGACGCUGUUACACCUGAGAUGGAGUCGUCCUCCAGCUUGCGGAGCAAUCCCUGCUCCUUCAUUCCUGAGGAGCUGCCACAGCUUUAAAGCUGGGACUUUAGAGCUGAUACAGAGGGGCUCUUCUCCCACCCGCCCAUUGCUCGUGGACUGCUCGCCUGGGGCAUUGCUGUGGCAGCGAGCAGGUGGUGGCAGUGCCAGCGCCAGCCCUUUCUGCAGCAGCUCAUGGCUCUCCCUGCCAGCUGGUGAUGGGACAGUGACUCCUUGGAUUCCAAAGCCACGGAGGUCUGCACACGCAGGGUGUGUGAUCAAAGCACCCAUCUCCCUCCUCCUGGUAGUGUCUGACGUCAGCCUGCCAGAAAAGCUCUAGAUGUGUGUCUGCUGGGCAUACAGUUCCCACGCAGAACAUCCUGGGUGCUGCAUCCCACCGGGGUCAGACGCUGGGACAGUCGAUGCCACAGAACGUCCUGACCUCUUCGGUAUGGAGCCACCUGGGAAGAUGCCACUGCGUGGAAAAGGGGGCUGGUGGAGGAGCUGCGGCAUCGCUGAGGGGUGCGUAAAGCAGAGACACCGCGGGCUGAGGGUUGCGUUUUCAGAGGAUUGUCAGGUCUGCAUUCAUGGAUGCUGUUUUCAGCCCUCACCUACCACAAGGGAGGAAACUGGGGGAGCGUUGCGAUUAAGGGCUGGGGAGCCCAUCAGAGGUGCCCCUGAGGCUCUACCACAGGGUUAGUUUGUUCUGCAGCUCCACUGCUGUCCUGGCUCUGGAUGUCUGGGGACGGAGUGUGCCCCCAGCCCCACUCCCGUCACACUGGGACCGCUGCGGCGAGGAGUUUGGCUGUGUGGCUGGUCCGAAGGGGCUGUGGCAUGUGCAGGUGUCUGUGCCAGCCACCACCACCCGAUGACGGGGCUGCUGGGCUCUGGGGCCCACCAGCGCUGCUGGGAAGCUGCAGCAGGGCACCUGACAGGGAGCAUUUGGACAAGGGGCAGUUGAAGAGGGAUGCUUUUGCAUAACUGUGCCCACAGCCUCUUCCUCCGCUGCCUGGCUCGUUCCUGCCUCCCCACAGCCGCACCAGCCUGGCCUUGAACUGCACCGACCCAAGCUGGCACUGGUGGCAGCACCAGAAAGUGGGUGCCCCAGGUGAAGCCCCGGGGAUGCACCAGCUGCAUCACGGCUGGCGUGCAAAUGUGUCACUGCUGACAUGGCAGAGACCACGCGGCCCCUGCUCCUGUCUGUCCACACCCUCUGGCAUCCCACCGAGGGCUCCUGCUCUCCUGGCUGAGGACUUGCUGGCUGCGGGAGUGAAAUUCCCCACUGGAACAUGUAGCCCCAUGGACGGAGACAUGACCUGGCCGAGGUUACCCACCCUGCACCGCUUGCUUACGCCUUUGGCUUGCUUCUCUCUCCUAUGGGUGCCCAUCAGCAAAAAAAUAUGUGAGCUCAAAGCCACAUAGUCAACAAAUGACCUGUCUCACAGCAGGAGCUGGACCCCGCCACGUCUGGAACCUGGAGGGGUGACUGAAAUCGGUGCUUCUGAGUCUGUGCCUUCCCCGGCUGCUGUGGGGCCAGGGACAAAGCCCACAUUGUCCUGGGUCUUUCUGAAAGCUGCCCUGUCUCUUGAGAUGGGGUGAUUGCAUAAAGACAGCACGGAUUGGCUCAUGGCAGUGGGAGUUACAUCCCACAAGGACUUUUUCAAUUGUUUUUUUCCUGUUUAAAGCACUGUGUUCUUCUCCGGGUGGUGGGUUUGGUUUGGGCGGUGUGUUUGGGAGAGGUGUUUGGAAUGUGCAGCCACCUGAGAUGCAGCCUGCAAGCCUUGGCGGGGGGUUUGCAGACAGGGAGCUGGGACAGCGGUUGAGCGCCCUGGGCUUCCACUGCAGCUGCUGAGCACCAUGUGCCCUCCGCUCUGUUGGAACCUGCUGGCUACUGGCCCCCGUGUGCAGCCGUGGUGGCCUCAUGGGGUCCGAGCUGUUUUUUUUCCCAGUGGCACCAUUAGUUUCCCAAGCUCUGUGGGGUCUUCAUGCUGCCUCUCCUCAAGCCAAAACCAGAACUGGCACAUUGUUACGGUACCUGCCCAAACCAGCCGUCUUUUUCCCCCCAAAACUGGGGCAAAUCCCAGGGAUGUGGCUCUCUGGGGGCCAGCGAGUCUUUCCCCCUCGCUGGGAUGUGUGAUACCAGAGAGACCGUGUUGUUUCACACCAAAUAUACUUGAAAGCAGAGCUGGAGUUUCUCAUGCAUGCGGCUCCGACUCGACGCACAGAAAUCCAUGCAGGUUGCUGGCCUGUUUGUUCCUGCUGAGCUGGGGGCCAGGAGGCAGCUCUCGACAGAUCAGCCUUUUCAACAUUCAAGCCCUUCUGUGGGCAGCCAAGAUGCACAGAGCUUUUAUUUUUAAAUGCACGUCUAUAAAACCGAGGUUGACAGUGCAAUAAACACUGGGUUUUAUUGUCAUCCAGCUUCCUAGAAAGAGAGUUUGGGUUUCGCAGUUUCCCACCCACAGCUCUGCCCUCUGCAUGGGGUUGUUGGGGCUUGCCUGUGGGCUUGGGCAAGUCUCCAUGUCCAAAAAGCCUGGAACCAGCCCCCGGCAGUGCAGUUACCCUGUUAGACUGAGUCCCUGUGGGCAGAAAUAAAGCUGAGGGGUGAGUUUAGGUAGUGGUCAGCUUCUUAAAGAUGUUUUGUAAUAAAUAAAGUUGUAAAGCGUG